CCACCUGCGAGCCGCGGGUUAUAUAUGGCCGGCCAAUCAAUCCCUCCACAAGCGUGGGCUCCUCGUCCAGGAACAAGAGAUGGGAGAUGUGCUGAGAGCUCACGACGUCGCAGCCACCGCCGACGACGACGAGGCUGGCGUUUGGCCCGGCGAGCUCGACGAGCAGCUCAUACGGGAGCUCCUCAGCGAUGACAGCCUCCUCGGCUCCAUGGCCCCGCCCGACGACGGCUCGGAGCGCCACCGCUCGUGCGACACGGGAGGCGCCCCAGCCGCCGCGCCGUGCAACAGCGGCGGCAGAACCGCUGCCGAGCACGAGCCGUUGCCGCCGGUUUCGGCGUCGAGCAUGGCGCUGUGCUCGUCGUACUCCGGCCCUACGAUCAGGGACAUCGAGAAGGCGCUGUGGUCCCGGCCGUACACCUCCAGCCAGCGCUACGGCUCGCUGUAUUUGUAGGUACGGAGCGCUGGGCACAGCGCCGGAGAGCAAGCACACGACCAAGGUGAGGGGCUGCGGCGGCGGCAAGACGCCGAUGGACGGGUACAGGUGGAGGAAGUACGGGCAGAAGUUCAUCAAGAACAACCCCCAUCCCAGGAGCUACUACAAGUGCACCAGCGCACGGUGCAGCGCCAAGAAGCACGUCGAGAAGUCCACCGACGACCCGGAGAUGCUCAUCGUCACCUACGAGGGGUCGCACCUCCACGGCCCGCAGACGACGACACUCCCGCGCCUCCAGCCCCCGGACGCCGCCGCGGACCUACCUGGCGCGGCGGGCGACGCCGUCGCCGGUCCGGUGAUCGGCUGCAGCGUACGGCCAUCAUAUGGAACGUCGUCCGGCGACGAUGCGCGACAAGAAGGCAACGAGCCGCUGCAGGGGCGUCACGAGGGACGACGCGCCCAUGGCGCCGUGCAGCGUGUGACGCCGACGGACUCCUUGGCCUCUUCCCUGCCGCAUUCUGCUGCUGCCGUUGAUGCAACUGUGCUUUCUUCUUCUAGCCUGGACUCACCAUGGUCCCUGGAAGCGCUACUCCCCGUAGAGAGGAUCUGAUCGAGGUGACUAGCUAGGCCACUAGGGCGAGAGCGUCUACUAUGACGUUCGGCGUACCAGGGUAUAAUUAGGAGUAUACAACGUACACAGUAGAGAUCGUCAAAAGAUCAUAUGAACGAUUGUGGUAACCAUGUUGGUGGUGAGUACCUGCGGAAACAUGUAGUAGCUGAUUGGGUUAUAUUAUCGGUUUACCUGCUGAAA
This is a messenger RNA of Aegilops tauschii subsp. strangulata, 1244 nucleotides long. RefSeq lists its product as uncharacterized. NCBI's taxonomy places the organism in Eukaryota, Viridiplantae, Streptophyta, Magnoliopsida, Poales, Poaceae. The record is from RefSeq and is a predicted model, not a curated record. Gene Ontology annotation, biological process: regulation of DNA-templated transcription. Gene Ontology annotation, molecular function: sequence-specific DNA binding; DNA-binding transcription factor activity.